Messenger RNA from Psammomys obesus (fat sand rat), 3271 nucleotides. RefSeq names its product solute carrier family 35 member C2 (gene Slc35h1). The transcript has 11 exons. The record is from RefSeq and is a predicted model, not a curated record. Bases 1641 to 2732 code for a protein of 363 amino acids. Lineage: Eukaryota; Metazoa; Chordata; Mammalia; Rodentia; Muridae. Gene Ontology annotation, cellular component: cis-Golgi network; endoplasmic reticulum-Golgi intermediate compartment; Golgi apparatus. Gene Ontology annotation, biological process: UDP-glucose transmembrane transport. Gene Ontology annotation, molecular function: antiporter activity.
CUGACGUGUUGGGCCCGCCGCCGAGCGUGAGGAUGCAGUAGGCAGGCAGGGUCUAGGGAGGACUUGUGGCCACAGCCCAGGGGUCGCCAGUCUAUUGAGGCCAUCUAUCAUGUAUUCCUUUCCCUGUUACUGUGGUGGAAGACUCUUAACAAAAGCAACUUAAGGAAGGAGGGCCUUAAAUUUUCCCCACAGCUCAAUAUGCAGUCCGUCCUGUGGAAGUUAGGGCACUAAGAGCUUGAAGCAGCUGGCCAUAUCCCAUCCACAGUCCAGAAGCAGGGAAUCUUGAGAGCCAUGAAUGCUUGUUCGUGCCCCUUUUCCUUCAUGCAGUCCAGCAGCCCCUACCCACGAGCAUAUGGGCCUCCUCACGUCAGUAAACCUGAUCAAGAGAAUCCCUUACUGGUAUGCUCCCAGGCCCAUCUGCCAGGUGAUUCUAGAGUCUGUCAGGUUGACAACACUAACAAUAUGUGGAACGCAGGGAACAGCAGAGACUUCAUUGAUGAAGUAAACAGUUGUUAAGAUGGCUGUUUCUAAGUGUCUUCAGAGUUGGCUGGGGACCUUGAUCAGGAAUAUUAAGAGAGCUCCUUGCAGCACCUUGAGGUUGAGCUGUCAGCUGGAGCUGCCUGAAGGGCAGUGGGGUGGUCUUGGUGGGAUGGGAAUGAAGGCAGAAAAGAGAAGCUGGGUUCCAGCCCUCAGGCAGCUGGAACCAAGUUCUUGUUGGCUGAGUUGGACACUGGCCAAGAAGCUGUCCAGAAAGCAGAAGACUCCAGAGACCGUGGCAAGUUGCACACAAUAAUAGGUCUCUGAGGAGGAAGUGGCCAGUUUCAUGAGAGGAGCCACAGAAACUUGGGCCCUGGAGAGGUGACAGGGAAGGAGCAGCAGGGGUGGCCUGGGUGAAUGGCCUGACAUUGGAAAGCUUCACUCUAGGUGAUGGAAUGGCUUCUGCUAUGGGCCAGUGUUGUUAAAUGCCACUCCUCAUGCCAGUGACACCCCUGCCCAAAAAGCAGAGAAACUGAGCCCACACAGGCAAGAUAACUUGGAGUCUCAGUAGUAGGUGGACACAGAGGGUUUUCUCUUUGACAUUAGAGCCAGUGCUUUGAAGCACUAAGCUACACAUCCGAGGUACAGCUGAGGAGGUAGAGAGCAGCCAGGUGCCACAGCGUAGCCCCGCCCUGCUCUGAGGUAGCUGCUUUUUCUUGGGGAAAGGGAGACUGAAUUCCUGGCUUGGGCAGAUGUGAUUGGGAAGCCGGCUCUCCUUUCCCAUGGAGCGAGGGUGAGGACCUUAGCAGUUUCACGUCUGUAUGUCCAGUGUGAGGCAAACCACUGCAUGGUGAUGACCUGUGGAGCACCUCCUCUCUGGGAGUAGCAGUUGGAGACCAGGGCAAGGUCCACCUGGUCCACUUGAGCUCCUAAAGACCUGCAGUAGAACGGGGAACCUGUGACCUCUGCGACCAGCUGGCCAUGGAACAGUUUGGCUCUGGCCACCAGCCCCUUAGGUGAGGACUCCAUCUGGGGUCCACAAUAUGGAAGUCAAGAAGACUCUUCCAGCCAGGGAAACUGUCCUUUGAAAACCAUGCUCCAGCUCUGCUGGUUCUUGACGCCAACCAUCUUCAAGAGAGGCUCCUGUCCCUGUUGGCCCACAGAUGGGGAGGUGGGCCCUCGAUGUGGCCUUUGUGUGGAAGGCAGUGCUGACGCUGGGCCUGGUCCUUCUGUACUACUGCUUCUCCAUAGGCAUCACCUUCUACAACAAAUGGCUGACCAAGAGUUUCCACUUUCCGCUCUUCAUGACCAUGCUGCACCUGGCUGUGAUCUUCCUCUUCUCCGCCCUCUCCAGGGCACUGGUUCAGUGCUCCAGCCACAGGGCCCGGGUGGUGCUCAGCUGGACUGACUACCUCAGAAGAGUGGCCCCCACAGCACUGGCAACAGCACUUGAUGUGGGCCUGUCCAACUGGAGCUUCCUCUACAUCACCGUGUCACUGUACACAAUGACCAAAUCGUCCGCCGUGCUCUUUAUCCUCAUCUUCUCUCUGAUCUUCAAGCUGGAGGAGCUGCGUGCAGCCCUGGUCCUGGUGGUCCUCCUCAUCGCUGGGGGCCUCUUCAUGUUUACCUAUAAGUCCACGCAGUUCAAUGUGGAGGGCUUUGCCUUGGUGCUGGGAGCUUCGUUCAUCGGUGGCAUCCGCUGGACCCUUACACAAAUGCUUCUGCAGAAAGCCGACCUGGGCCUCCAGAAUCCCAUUGACACCAUGUUCCACCUGCAGCCACUCAUGUUCCUGGGGCUCUUCCCUCUUUUUGCCAUUUUUGAAGGUCUCCAUUUGUCCACCUCUGAGAAAAUCUUCCGCUUCAAGGACAUGGGACUGCUCCUACGGGUCCUUGGGAGCCUCCUCCUUGGCGGGAUUCUGGCCUUUGGUUUGGGCUUCUCGGAGUUCCUCCUGGUCUCCAGAACGUCCAGUCUCACUCUCUCCAUCGCUGGCAUCUUUAAGGAAGUCUGCACCCUGCUGCUGGCAGCUCACCUGCUGGGUGACCAGAUCAGCCUCUUAAACUGGCUGGGCUUUGCCCUCUGCCUCUCUGGCAUCUCCCUGCACGUGGCCCUCAAAGCCCUGCAUUCCAGAGGUGACAGUGGCCCUAAGUCCCUGAAGGGCCCAGGCUCCAGCGCUGACCUAGAGCUGCUGCUGCUCCGGAGCAGCCAGCAGGAGGAAGAAGAUGAUGAGUAUUUUGUGACCCAGGGGCAACAGUGACCAGCCCAGGAGCCAUGGAAGCAGGCCACUCUGCAGUCAGCGCUGCUGGCGGGGACUGGGGUCCAGCUGGUUCCUGAGGGUAUCCGCAGUAGUGGCCUCGGAGACCCUUCCCUCUGGAGCUUGGUCCUGACUCACCCAGGACCCAAGCUGUCAGUGAAGGGAGCCUGGGGCCUCAUCCCCACAGUUGUCCUGACUCCGAGAGCCAGGGUGAACUUCAGAGGUAUGGUAGUUUCUCAGGUUUAGACUGCGGGACAGCUGGGAAGGAAUCCUAAAGAGGCUGGGCCUCAUCACCUGGACAGCAGCUUCCUCAGAAGGUAGAUUAUUUAUAGUUGAAAUAAUGAUUUCCUUCUCCGCUGCCUAGUGUUGCCUGAGGCAAGAGAGCAAGGAGAGCCCAGGGGCCUGGCCUUUCCUGCUUUCCCUGCCUGGGGCCUUGUCCUCUGCCCUGCCUUCUGUAGCUCAUGCUCCUGUUUGUGUCCCAGACCCCACCCUUGGGCCACACCACGGAUCUACCACAGGAAAUAAAUGAGUUUUUCUCAGUA